This is a messenger RNA of Acipenser ruthenus (sterlet), 15990 nucleotides long. RefSeq names its product basement membrane-specific heparan sulfate proteoglycan core protein-like. Gene Ontology annotation, biological process: cell-cell adhesion. Gene Ontology annotation, molecular function: cell adhesion molecule binding; calcium ion binding. Gene Ontology annotation, cellular component: cell-cell junction. The transcript has 91 exons. NCBI's taxonomy places the organism in Eukaryota, Metazoa, Chordata, Actinopteri, Acipenseriformes, Acipenseridae. The record is from RefSeq and is a predicted model, not a curated record. Bases 333 to 12767 code for a protein of 4144 amino acids.
GACCAGCAUGCUCCGGCUGGCAUCAGAACCUGGAUUUAGACUCUCAGCUCGUGCUGUUGCGGUGCAGGAGAGAGAGAGUUGGGUAGAAAAAGAAAGGAGUUUGAAAGAGAGAAAAAAGUUUUUUUCAAAACUUCUUUUUUUUUUUUUGGCAAGGUUGCAAGAUUGUGUCCGUUUGGUGCGGUCACCAUCGCGUCUGGAUGAGGGAGAAGUGAAAACAGCACUGGAGACAAAUCAAUAAAUAUUAAAAAAAAAAAAAAAAAGAAAGAAAGUUUGCCGAAAACCACAGAAGCGAAGGACUGAUUUUUUUCCAGCGUGUGUGAAGGCUGGUCAAAAUGGGGACGAGGAGCGUUUUAGAGAGUCUUUCUGGACUUCUUAUCUCCCUAAUAUUAAUAUCGCAACUUAUAUACGCGGCCCAUGGAUCAAAGGUCUGGGGAGAGGUAGCGGUACCCGAGGACAUGGAGUCCCAUGCAGGCGGCAGACGGUGGGAGAAAUAUUUGAUCGAAUCAGACGAUGAGGACUUUGCUGCAGAUGAAGCUUCCGGAGAUCUCGGCAGCGGUGAGGAUGGAAGCACUACUGAACCCACUCCUGUCUCCACAUCAAUGCCAUCAACAAUAUACUACAGAGCCCUUGUGAACUUCACCAAAUCGCUACGCUACGGACCACAGCUGGAAGACAUUUACUCUGAAGAGUUUCAGGAUAUAUCGGACGCUGUCGUUGAUACGCUUGAAUCUGAAUAUAGUAAGAUUCCCGGAAAUCAGGAUGUCAGCGUGGUGCUAAUCAAGCUGAUCGAUGGGUAUGAGUUUGUUGAGCUGGAUGUGGGUUCGGAUUUCAACAUCAACGAUGCGCUGAUCCGUAGCGUGCUCUACUCCGUCGUUGAAGAGGGGUCCAUCGGCUCCUAUAGCACUUCCGUGGAGGGCUUUCAGUUCAGACGUCUCGGAGUAGUGAUCCCAAGACCCCGUCAGUGUAUGUCGGAUGAGUUUGCCUGCGGGGAUGGCGAGUGUAUCCUUCUGGAAUAUCGCUGUGACAACCGAGCAGAUUGCCGGGACAUGUCGGACGAGACUGGCUGUGAUUUACAGACGCUUGCACCCCCAGUCAAAACCGCACCCCCAGUUAUCCCCACGACAACUGUGCGGCCAGUGAUCACCCCUCGGCCCCUGCCUCCUCACACCACGCCGAGAAAUGGUAUCCAUGGUCUCCCUGGUCCCGUGAAACCCACCCCCAGCAGGCCCUGUCGAGUGGAUGAAGCUGUGUGCCAGAGUGGUCAGUGCAUCCUCAGAGACUACCUCUGUGAUGGGGAGAGGGACUGUGGAGAUGGGAGCGACGAGCUCAACUGUGGCACUCCAUCCCCCUGUGAGCCCAAUGAGUUUAAGUGUCGCAAUGGCAGGUGUGCCCUGAAGCUGUGGCGAUGUGACGGGGACAAUGACUGUGGAGACAACUCUGAUGAGGAGUACUGCCCCACCAAGGGUCCAGGUGACACUUGCGCCCCAGAUCAGUUCAUCUGCGUUACCGAUCGAGUCUGUAUCCCAGCCAGCUACCAAUGUGACGAGGAGGCGGACUGCUCAGAUAGGUCCGAUGAGUAUGGAUGCACCCCUCCUCAGGUGACUAGCCCCCCUGAAGAGACCAUCACAGCAGUCCGUGGUGAGACGGUGACCUUUUCCUGUUCAGCAGUUGGAGUCCCCACCCCCAUUAUCACCUGGAGGCUCAACUGGGGGCACAUUCCUGCCAGUGCCAGAAUUACAAUGAGCAGUAAGAAUGGACAAGGAACUCUGGUGAUUCGUGACGUGAAGGAUGCUGACCAGGGGGCCUAUACGUGUGAGGCUAUCAAUGCCAAGGGGAUGGUGUUUGGGAUUCCUGACGGAGUGCUUAUGAUCGAGCAAGGCCCCUGUCCCGGUGGUCACUUCAGCAUCGAGUCCAACUCUCGCUGCGUCUCUUGCUUCUGCUUUGGCAUCACCAAGAGUUGCCAGAGCGCCCGUCGCUAUAGAAACCAAAUCCGGCUGCGCUUCACUGAGGAAGAUGACUUUAAAGGGGUCAAUAUUUCUCUGCCCUCUAAGCCUGUGAGCCCACCCCUGACCAGCUCUCAAAUCCUUAUCAACCCAGAGAUGGAGGAGUUCCAGUUGUUAGACCUGUCCAGGCGUUUCCUUAAUCUUGAGUCCUUCUGGACUCUGCCUAACCAGUUCCUGGGAAACAAGAUCGACUCGUACGGUGGGACUCUGAAAUACAAGGUGCGUUACACACUGGCCAGGGGGCAGACGGAACCAGAGGACAGGCCGGAUGUGGUGAUAGUGGGCAACGGGCAGAAGCUUAUCUACCGUAGGAGGAAACCCACCCCACCCAACGUGGUGAACCAGCAGGAGAUCCAGUUCACUGAGGAAAACUGGGAGCACAAAUCCGGAGCCCCUGUAUCCCGUGGGGACCUCAUGAUGACGCUGGUGAACCUCGAAGGCAUUAACAUCCGCACUGUGUAUGACAACAAGAUGGUGAGCGUGGGCCUGAGCGACAUCGUCAUGGAUACCACCACAGUGGAGUACACCAACCAGGGCCUGGCCCUGUCUGUGGAGGAGUGCAGAUGCCCCCCUGGUUACACGGGCCUGUCUUGUGAGAGCUGUGCUGCAGAUUUUGAGCGUGUUUCAGGCGGUGCUUUCCUGGGCUCCUGCUCAGGCUGCAACUGUAACGGACACGCCAGCACCUGUGACCCAGUUGGUGGACGCUGCCUGAGCUGCCAGCAUAACACAGAGGGCCCUCAGUGUGAUAAGUGUCGGCCAGGCUUCUUUGGAGACCCUACGAGAGGCCAUCCGGACGACUGCAAGCCCUGCCCCUGUCCGUACACUGAAACAACACGCCGGUUUUCUGCAACUUGUUUCCUGGAUACUGAUGGACUAGCAACUUGCGAUGCCUGUUACCCAGGCUACACUGGGCGUCGCUGUGAAAAGUGUGCUGCUGGUUAUGAUGGCAACCCACUGCAACCAGGAGGCAAAUGUAUUCCUUCAAAUAGCAUUUCCAAGUGUGAUAACAGGGGUACUGUGUCACCAACAAGCAGACACUGUCUCUGUAAGCCCAAUGUUGUCGGUACCCUGUGUGACGAAUGCAAGACUGGCUUCUUCCAUCUGAAGCAGGAUAACCCUGACGGAUGCCUCCAGUGUUUCUGUAUGGGAGUCACCAAGCAGUGUGCCAGUUCCUCCUGGAACAGAGAGCAGGUGCGUGCCGCUGACAACGGGCAGGAGUUCACCCUGUCCAACUCGGCUAACACCAGGACCAUCAGCGAAGGCAUCAUUCUCCAAAGCUCUUCAGAGCUGACUUUCAGAUCCUUCUCAGAACACCCCACUGAUGUGUACUACUGGGUCCUCCCAGAACGCUUCAGAGGAGACAAGGUUACUUCUUAUGGAGGGGAGCUCCAGUACACUGUGCUGUAUAACCCCAGGCCUGGCUCCCCCACAGUCCAGGGCAAGCCUGACGUCACCCUGCAAGGAAACGGCAUCUUCCUGGAACACUUCUCUGACAUCACCCCCAUUCCCAGGGUCCCAACCACCAUCACUGUGCCCUUCAGAGAGUCUGCGUGGCGACGUGCCGACGGCCAGCCCAGUACCCGUGAGCAUCUCCUAAUGGCUCUGGCAGACACCAGCCUCUUCAUGAUCAGGGCCACGUAUGCUGACCGAAUGACCGAAUCCAGUAUCUCAAAUAUCCAUAUGGACAUUGCCGUGCCCUACCCCACUGGGCAGGAGAGAGCAGCAGAGGUGGAGGAUUGUGCCUGCCCGCCUGGCUACCGUGGACCCUCCUGCCAGGACUGUGACGUUGGGUACGUGCGCACAGGAAGUGGUCUCUAUCUGGGUACUUGCGAGAGGUGUAACUGUAACGGACAUUCCAGCGAGUGUGACUUGGAGACUGGAGAGUGCCAGCAAUGUCAACACAACACAGCUGGGCCUCACUGUGAGAUCUGCAAACCUGGUUUCUAUGGCGACCCCAAAGAUGGAUCCCCAGAGGCCUGCAGGCCUUGUCCAUGUCCUGGGACCUCCCCCUCAACACAGUUCUCUUUGACCUGCUUUUUGGAUACAGAUGGCCAGCCAACCUGUGACAACUGCCCAGCCAGCUAUGCUGGUCGACGCUGCGAAAGGUGUGCUGCAGGGUACUCUGGGAAUCCACUCCUGGGACGGCCGUGCAGCAGGAACGGGAAUAACAACGGGAACGAUUGCCGUUGUGACCCCAGAGGAAGUGCUAGCGACAGAUGUGAUGCCAAUGGUCAAUGCCUCUGCAAGAUGCACACAGAGGGCCCUACUUGCAGUAGCUGCAAACUUGGGCACUUCCACCUGAGUGCUGCUGUGCGGGAGGGCUGCCUACCCUGCUUCUGUAUGGGAGUGACUCAGCAGUGUAUCAGCUCCUCUUACUACAGAGACCUGAUUUCCACCUCGUUUUCUCCCGGAAACUUCCAGAACUUUGCCCUGGUGAACCGGCAACGCAGCACACGCAUCGUUACUGGAAUUUCAGUGGAAGUCGCCACUGACGGCACUCAGCUGUCAUACAGCCGCUUCGGACAGCUGGGCCAGGAGGCAUUGUAUUGGCAACUUCCAGAGAAUCUCCAGGGAGACAAGUAUGCUUUGGUCUACAAGGGUCUCAGCUUGCUUCCUGAUGGCCUCUUCUACUGGCAGCUCCCACAGCACUUCAAAGGGGAUAAGAUUGGAUCCUACGGUGGCCGCCUCCGAUACACUCUCUCCUACAACGCUGGGGUCAGGGGAUCUCCGGUCCCGGAUGCCGAUGUGCAGAUCAUUGGUAAUGACAUCACUCUGGUGUCCUACCACCCUGAACAGCUGAGACCCCGGGAGAGGAAGACCUUUGAAGUCAUUUUCAGAGAGCAAUACUGGAAGCGUCCGGACGGAAUGCAGGCGACCCGUGAACACCUGAUGAUGGUCCUGGCUGACCUGGAUGAGAUCCUGGUCCGAGCCUCCUACUCCACUGACAUGCUCUCCACCAGCAUCUCGGGGGUCAGCAUGGAGGUGGCCGUGCCCACUCCCACCAGCUUGCCCCAGGCCCUGGAAGUGGAGCAGUGUGGCUGCCCGCCUGGCUACCAGGGGCUGUCCUGCCAGGAUUGUGCUCCGGGCUACACCAGGACUGGAGGAGGCCUGUACCUGGGACACUGUGAGCUCUGUGAUUGCAAUGGACACUCUGACUCCUGCCACCCAGAGACCGGUGUUUGUACGAGCUGUCUGCACAACACAUUUGGGCAGAUGUGUGAACAGUGCGCUUCUGGUUUCUAUGGCGACCCGACAGCCGGGACUCCAGAGGACUGCCAGCGUUGUGCGUGCCCGCUGCCGGAUCCAGAGAGCCAGUUCUCCCCUACCUGUGAGAGUCAGGGGUCUGGGUACAGAUGCACUGCCUGUCAGCCUGGUUUCACUGGGCAGUACUGUGAACGAUGCGCUACUGGGUACGUGGGUAAACCUCUCGAAGGGACAAAGUGUCGCCCAUUCAACCCCUCGCCCCUGGUAGUCCAGGUGUAUCCGGAGAGGACAGUCGUCUCCCAGGACAGUGAUGUCACCCUGCGAUGCCAGGUCACUGGAACUCCGCCCCAUUACUUCUAUUGGACGAGAACAGAUGGGCGUGCCUUGCCAAGCAGCGCUCACACACAGCGAGACGGUAAAGAGCUGCAUUUCUCCCGUAUUCAGCCGAAUGAUGCCGGGGUCUACGUCUGUACCUGUAGGGAUCUGCGCAAUGCCAACACCAGCCGAGCUGAGAUCAUAGUGACUGCUGCUCCCUCCAAAGCCAUUGAAGUGACAGUAGAGGAACCCAAAGAGCAGAGUGUGAGCCCUGGGUCUACUGUCAGCUUCAUCUGCACUGCUCGGAGCAAGUCUCCAGCUUAUACUCUGGUCUGGACCCGACAGAACAAUGGCAAGCUUCCGGACCGGGCUAUGGACUUCAACGGCAUCUUGACUAUCCACAAUGUACAGCCAGAGGAUGCAGGCCUCUAUGUGUGCACAGGCUCCAACAUGUUUGACAUGGACGAGGGCACUGCACGCCUCUAUGUAGCAGCUGCCUCACAGACACGGAUGUUUUACCAAGCCUAUGAAAUGUUAGAAGGGCAUAGAGCGCCUGUCGCAGCGGUCCAGCCCGUUGCGACCAUCUCCCCCCCAGUCCUGACCGUCCAGCAGGGCCAGCGCGCAGAGUUCCGCUGUACAGUCACUGGAAACCCUCCUCCUGCAAUCGAGUGGUUUGGAGGCCAGGGCAACAGGAUCUCUCCCAAUGCAAUAAUCCAAGGAGGUGUCCUUCAGAUCCCCACAGUAGAGCGCUCAGACGAGGCAGAGUACAUCUGCAGAGCACUCAACAUCCACGGAGAGCACUCGGCCAGGGCUGUACUAUACGUGCACAGUGCCAGUUUACCCCACGUCCAGGUGAGCCCCCAGCGCAUAGAGGUCAGCGAGGGGGAGCCAGUGAGACUGUACUGCCGGGCCGGAGGAACCCCCAGCCCAGCUCUGACCUGGAAGAAGCUGGAUGGAGAGCUGCCCCAACAGGCUCGCACGGAAAGGACCGACAUAGGGACCCUGGUGAUCCCCUCUGCUAAAGCCUCCGAUGCUGGGGUAUAUCUGUGUGUCGGCACCAACAGCAUUGGGUCUUCUGAAGGGCGAAUUGAAGUCUCUGUCCAUAGUGUUGCUAUUGCUCCAUUCUCAGUCACAAUCCAGCCAUCCCCAGCUUCAGUGCAAGAGGGCAAGUCGCUAGACUUGAAUUGCAUUGUCAGAGGAGCUCCAGCACCCAGCAUCACCUGGCACAGGUCAGGAGGACCCCUCGCCUCCAAUCACCAGGUGAUAGGCCCGCAGUUACGGAUCCUCCAGGCUACAUCUUCAGAUUCCGGGGAGUACAUCUGCCGGGCCAGCAGCAUUGCCGGAGUCCAGCAAGCCACUGUCUCUGUGUCCAUCACAGACACCUCGUCCCGUCAGCAGUCCCCCAUCAUCUCCAUUGAACCUCACAGUGCUUCAGUCAUUCAAGGACAGUCUGCCAGCUUCAGGUGCCGGGUCUACAGCGGGGCUCAGCCAAUCAGAAUCGAGUGGAAGAUGGCAAACAACCAACCACUGCUGGACAAUGUGAAGAUGACUCAAGAUGGCUCCGUGAUCACAAUCAGCAACACUCACCAUGGCAACCAGGGUGCUUACCGCUGUGUGGCCAGCAACCCCUUUGGAAUAACACACAGCAUCGUCUCCUUGCUGGUACAAGCCCCCCCCACUGUGUCGGUGACCCCCCAGGGCCCUGUCCGGGUGAAAGUGGGUGAGCCCAUCAACCUGGAGUGCCUUGGCAUGGGCGAGCCUCGCCCGGCAGUGAGCUGGCGCCGAGUGGACAGCGCACAGAGAGUGGUUCUGCAGAGCCCUGUGCCAAUGGACAGCAAAGCAGUGAUGCAGGUUCUAGCAGCCCGUCCAGAAGAUGCAGGUACCUACACCUGUGUGGCAAGGAACCCAGUGGGCUCUGCUCAGAAGCAGGUGGAGGUGGUUGUGGAGGGUGGGUCUGUGGUCCCCACCACCCCCAAGGUGUCUGUCGCGGAGCCCAUGGUAAUCGCAGUGGAGCGAGGGACCGCCACACUGCGCUGCACAGCCACUGGUUACCCAAUCCCGACUAUCACAUGGUCCAAACUGCGAGCCCCGUUGCCUUGGCAGCACAAAGUGGUCAACAACAGCCUUGUCAUCCCGAAUCUGGGCCGGCAGGACUCAGGACAGUACAUCUGCAAUGCCACUAACGCCGCUGGUACCUCCGAAAUAACCAUCAUGCUGGACGUGGAGAGCCCCCCUUACGCCACAUUUCUCCCCAACGAUCUCACUGUGAGGGUGGGCGAGGUGAUCAGGCUGCAGUGCCUGGCCCACGGGACCCAUCCUCUCCAGUACCAGUGGUCCAAGUUGAACGGCACCCUCCCCACCAGGGCAGAGGUACAGGAAGGAACCCUCCAGAUCAACCUGGCCACUGCAGCAGACUCGGGAACCUAUAAGUGUGUGGUCAAAAACAAUGUGGGCACCAGCGAUACCCUGGCCAAAGUGAAUGUUAUACAGGGCGCCCAUCUCCUCCUGCUGUCUGCAGCCCCCACUACUGUGUUGGUAGCCCCCCCCACUGUGUCAGUGACUCCCCAGGGCCCUGUCCGGGUGAAAGUGGGCGAGCCCAUCAACCUGGAGUGCCUUGGCAUGGGCGAGCCUCGCCCGGCAGUGAGCUGGCGCAGAGUGGACAGCGCACAGAGAGUGGUUCUGCAGAGCCCUGUGCCAAUGGACAGCAAUGCAGUGAUGCAGGUUCUAGCAGCCCGUCCAGAAGAUGCAGGUACCUACACCUGUGUGGCAAGGAACCCAGUGGGCUCUGCUCAGAAGCAGGUGGUGGUGGUUGUGGAGGGUGGGUCUGUGGUCCCCACCAUCCCCAAGGUGUCUGUCGCGGAGCCCAUGGUAAUCGCAGUGGAGCGAGGGACCGCCACACUGCGCUGCACAGCCACUGGUUACCCAAUCCCGACUAUCACAUGGUCCAAACUGCGAGCCCCGUUGCCUUGGCAGCACAAAGUGGUCAACAACAGCCUUGUCAUCUCGAAUCUGGGCCGGCAGGACUCGGGACAGUACAUCUGCAAUGCCACUAACGCUGCUGGUACCUCAGAAAUAACCAUCAUGCUGGACGUGGAGAGCCCCCCUUACGCCACAUUUCUCCCCAACGAUCUCACUGUGAGGGUGGGCGAGGUGAUCAGGCUGCAGUGCCUGGCCCACGGGACCCAUCCUCUCCAGUACCAGUGGUCCAAGGUGAACGGCACCCUCCCCACCAGGGCAGAGGUACAGGAAGGAACCCUCCAGAUCAACCUGGCCACUGCAGCAGACUCGGGAACCUAUAAGUGUGUGGUCAAAAACAAUGUGGGCACCAGCGAUACCCUGGCCAAAGUGAAUGUUAUACAGGGCGCCCAUCUCCUCCUGCUGUCUGCAGCCCCCCCUACUGUGUUGGUAGCCCCCCCCACUGUGUCAGUGACUCCCCAGGGCCCUGUCCGGGUGAAAGUGGGCGAGCCCAUCAACCUGGAGUGCCUUGGCAUGGGCGAGCCUCGCCCGGCAGUGAGCUGGCGCAGAGUGGACAGCGCACAGAGAGUGGUUCUGCAGAGCCCUGUGCCAAUGGACAGCAAUGCAGUGAUGCAGGUUCUAGCAGCCCGGCCAGAAGAUGCAGGUACCUACACCUGUGUGGCAAGGAACCCAGUGGGCUCUGCUCAGAAGCAGGUGGUGGUGGUUGUGGAGGGUGGGUCUGUGGUCCCCACCAUCCCCAAGGUGUCUGUCGCGGCGCCCAUGGUAAUCGCAGUGGAGCGAGGGACCGCCACACUGCGCUGCACAGCCACUGGUUACCCAAUCCCGACUAUCACAUGGUCCAAACUGCGAGCCCCGUUGCCUUGGCAGCACAAAGUGGUCAACAACAGCCUUGUCAUCCCGAAUCUUGGCCAGCAGGACUCGGGACAGUACAUCUGCAAUGCCACUAACGCCGCUGGUACCUCAGAAAUAACCAUCAUGCUGGACGUGGAGAGCCCCCCUUACGCCACAUUUCUCCCCAACGAUCUCACUGUGAGGGUGGGCGAGGUGAUCAGGCUGCAGUGCCUGGCCCACGGGACCCACCCUCUCCAGUACCAGUGGUCCAAGGUGAACGGCACCCUCCCCACCAGGGCAGAGGUACAGGAAGGAACCCUCCAGAUCAACCUGGCCACUGCAGCAGACUCGGGAACCUAUAAGUGUGUGGUCAAAAACAAUGUGGGCACCAGCAAUAGCCUGGCCAAAGUGAAUGUUAGAUCUCCCCUGUCAGUACGGGUGUCCCCACAGAUUGAGGUGAAGGGGCGUGGCAGCACUGUGGAAUUCACCUGCUCGGCCACAGGUGGCGCCAAAACCAGGAUUGAGUGGCUGAAGGAGGGCGGCAGUCUCCCGCCAAAUCACCACGUCGACAACGGAGUGCUGAGGAUUGAGAACCUGGAGCAGGAUAAUGAAGGUGUCUAUGUCUGCAGAGCCACCAAUAUGUUUGGCCAGGCCCAGGACAGCGGCAAGCUUACCAUACAAGCUCUUCCGAAGGUGAUGAUCAACGUGCGGACCUCAGUUCAGACUGUCAUGUUGGGGAACCAGGUGGAGUUUGAGUGCCAGGCCAUCGGGGAUCCCCAACCCACUGUCACCUGGAGCAAGGUGAACGGGAGACUGCCCUCCCACAUCAUCGUCCAAGGGGGCAUGCUGAAGAUCGAGCAGGUCAAGGAGGCCGACGCAGGACACUACCGCUGCACCGCCACCAACGCGGUGGGCUCGGUCCAGUCAGAGGUUGUCCUCAAUGUUCAGUCCAUUCCUCAGAUUGCUGCACAGCCUAAAGUGAAGGAGGUCACUGUGGGGUCAACUGCAGUCUUCCCCUGCAUGGCUUCAGGAUACCCAGCUCCAGAUAUCAAAUGGACAAAGAUGGAAGGAAACCUCCCGCAGAGUGCCCGAGUGGAAGACCAUGUUCUGACAAUCUCGGCGGUGACCCCAGAGCAUUCAGGGACCUACAUCUGCACAGCCUCCAACAAACAAGGCAAAGUGCAGGCCUUCUCCGUGCUCACAGUAAGAGAACGCGUGGUGCCAUAUUUUACCCAGACUCCUCUGUCAUACCUCACACUGCCCACCAUUAAGAAUGCGUACAAGACUUUCAACAUCAAAAUAACCUUCAGACCAGACACAGCUGAUGGUGUCAUUCUGUACGCUGGUAUGAUCAUCUAUAAUGGGCAGAAAAAGACGACCGGCGCAGACUUUAUUUCCUUUGGGCUUGUGGGCGGCCGGCCUGAAUUCAGGUUUGAUGUGGGCUCAGGCAUGGCUACAAUCCGCUACCCAACUUCCAUUAAACUGGGAGAGUUCCACACGGUGGUGCUGUACCGCAAUCAGACCCAGGGAGCUAUUGUAGUGGACGAUCAUGCUCCCGUCAACGGCAGCUCUCAGGGUAAAUUCCAAGGCCUCGAUCUGAACGAGGAGCUCCAUGUGGGUGGCUACCCCGACUUUGCUGUCAUUUCGAAAACCACAGGGCUCAAAAGUGGAUUUGUUGGUUGUAUCCGGCAGCUGAUCAUCCAGGGUGAUGAGGUGAUCUUCAAAGACCUGGACCAGAGCUCCACAGGCAUCUCCAACUGCCCUACCUGCACAGAUCAGCCAUGCCAGAACGGAGGUGUAUGUGAGGACUCGGAGACCAGCAGCUACAUCUGUGACUGUCCCAUAGGAUUCACUGGAAGCAACUGUGAACAUUACUCAGCAUUGCACUGCCACCCAGAGGCCUGCGGACCAGAUGCCACCUGCAUCAACAGGCACAAUGGACUGGGCUACGAUUGCAGGUGCCAUCUGGGCAAGUCAGGAGACAAGUGUAUGGAGGGUAUCUUGGUGACUUCGCCCUCCUUUAACGGAGAAGACUCUUAUGUCUCUUAUCCUCCCAUGACCAUCGUUCACAAUGACCUGCGAAUGGACCUGGAGUUCAAAACCCUCGACUCCGACGGGCUCCUGUUCUUCAGCGGGGGAAAGAAGAUGAAGGUGGAGGACUUUGUCUCCUUGGCCAUGGUGGACGGGCACGUGGAGUUCCGCUUCGAGCUGGGAACAGGCAUGGCUGUGCUGCGCAGUCCCGAGCCUGUAGCACUGGGCAGGUGGCAUCGCAUCAUGGCCGAACGCAGCAGCAAAGACGGCACUCUGCGAGUGGACCACCAGAAAGAGAUCAAGAGGUCGUCCCCGGGGAAAGCUCAGGGUCUGAACAUCCACACCCCAAUGUACCUGGGUGGGGUCCCCAACAUGGCAAUCCUGCCCAAACCUGCCAACAUCAGCCGUCUCUUCCAUGGGUGCAUUGGAGAGCUGUCCAUCAAUGGGAAGAAGGUGGACAUCUCGUACAGCUUCACAGACAGCAGAAACAUUGCGCAGUGCUAUGACGAGAGCCCCUGUGACCGCAUGCCCUGUCUCCAUGGUGGCUCAUGCCUGCUCACAGGAGAAUUCGAGUACCAGUGCAUCUGCCGGGAUGGAUAUGAAGGGGAUCGCUGUGAGAUCUUCAAGGACAUGUGUCUGUCAGGAAAUCCAUGCAAGAAUGGAGGGAGCUGCAGCAAAAACCAGUGUGUGUGUCCGCUGGGAUUUACUGGGCAGUUCUGUGAAAAAGGACUGACUGACACGGAGCCUGAGUGGCAUGCAGAGGGUAGCGGGGGGAAUGAUUCUCCCAUUCAGUACUCUGCGUAUUUCCAUGAUGAUGGCUACAUGGCCUUACCCAAGCCAAUGUUCCCAAGAAGCUCACCGGAGGCUCCUGAAACCAUUGUGCUGGAGGCUCGCACCACAUCAGCGGAUGGGCUGAUACUGUGGCAGGGAGUGGAACCCAAUGGUGCAUCCCACGAGCUGCAUGAUUUUAAUGAGGAGCUGGGAGAAGAUGGAAAAAGCAAGGACUUUGUGAGCCUGGGUUUACAAGAUGGACAUCUGGUCUUCAGCUACCAGCUGGGCAGUGGUGAAGCUAUCAUCGUGUCAGAAGAUCCGAUUAAUGAUGGAGACUGGCACAAGAUAACUGCAAUGCGGGCUGGGAGAGUGGGCUCCAUCCAAAUUGAUGGAGACGACAUUGUGACAGGAGAGUCGGGAGGAACCAAGGUCAUGGUCAACACCCAAGGCAACAUCUACCUAGGUGGGGCUCCAGAUAUCUUCACGCUCACGGGAGGGAAAUUCUCCUCCGGUGUCACAGGUUGCAUAAGGAACGUCAUGUUAAUGAACGCCAGACCAGGAGACCAGCCACAGCAGCCCAUUGAUCUUCAGGUUCAUGCUGAGGAGGGCGUUCACGUGGAAAAGUGCCCUUCGUAGGUCAUUUACAAAGACAAAACAGAGACUUUGGAGGAAGAAAAACACACGCAUAUACAAAAAAAAAAAGAAAAUGGUGCUUUGCUGCUACCAAAAAAACAAAAGGAUUGUCUUGUGUUCUGUUAUAUGAAUACCAAAAAAAAAAAUGAACAAGAAGUCUUUAUGAAGUCCACCUCAGUGUUGUUUUUUGAAUGAAGGAUUAUAACAAACCCACAAUCCAGGUCGGGUUACAUAUUACCAGCAGUAGCUAUAAGGGAGCAUCGCUGUAGCCCUUUGACAAUCCUAUGGAGUUUGAUAUGUUUUUACAGCACUGGUUUUAUUCAUUUCUUUUUUUGAAUAUUAAGUUUGGGGGGGAGGGGGGGAGAACAAACUAACCCUGUCCUGCUAUUUUAAUUUCUAGAGCCUGGGUUCUCAUACAGUGUCGUAUGGCUUUGUGGCCUAGCUGUGUUAAUACUUGAAGACGUUUAGGCCUUGUCUUUAAUUUCUCUCUUCUUUUUUAUUAUUUUUUUUGUUUGUUUUGUCCUGCGAACCACUUGGUGAGAGUGCUCAGAGCCUUAACUCAAGGAAGGGUAGCCAAAGAUACCAUGCAACAAUAUUGCCUACGCCUGGACAAAAUAAGGAGAUUGCGCUCGGCAUUUAUUUUCAGUUCUCCUCAUGCAAUUGACUGUUACAUUGUGAGCCACUGUUACAACUGUAAAAUAAAAACAGUUUGGAUCAUGACAAUACCUAAUACAAUGGUGCUAAUUUUAGGGAAUUUAAUCACAAAACAAUUUUAAAAAAAUGUAUUUCCUUUUGGAUGCCACAGCAACCCUGGAAGUUUCAUUCUUCGGGCAAUUUUAUAAUACAGUAUAGGCCACCAAAACCAGAUAGUCGGGUUUACUUUUCCAUCCCAUCUCUGGGAUAUUAUUUUUAUGCGAGAGCAAUAAUGCUCAUUAAUUUAAACUGCCAUCCGAUUCCGAAACGUUUUUUUUUAAAUUUUAUUUAAGUUCAUCGCAAAACAAGUUUUAACAGAAGCUUUCUCUCGUUGUGUCCUGUAGAAUUUCCGUUGAAGACCUCAGGAGAGCCUCAUAAAACUGCCUCACUGGGACACCGUCCCAUUUCAGGUCCACAUAAUGGUUUAGUUUAGGAAGAAUAUUAGGUUUUAGCACUUGUCAUGUUGAAAUGGCAGCUGGAUACAAAAGUCAAGCAAUAAUGUGUUAUUUAGAAAGCAGUAGAAUUGCAAAUCCGACCAAGUUAUUGCUGAGUUUGUGUUUGAUAAUGGAACUCCUUCUCUGGUCUUGCCUGGGCAUACUUGCCAUGGAUGGUUGACUCUGUUACUGUUAUGGCAGGGCUUCACAAACAUGUCACUUUUAUAUAUGUUAGGAUAUUGCAUUUUAAACUGGCACUGUCAUUGCAUCUAACAUUGCUUUUCGUAGUAAAGCUUACAAUAGCCUCACCUCUGUAACAAUGCACAAUGCUCCUUUUCAAUGAGUGCUUUUAAAAACUUCAAAAGUAAUUAAAAACGGAUUCAAAUUCAAACGUUCCCAGUGAAUUCAGGAUUUUCAAAGAAGAUUGGGAUUAAAAUGGUGAUUUUAAAAGUGAGAGAAAAUGGGGCAUUGCAGCUUUCAAACUACCUGUUUUUGUUUAUUUUACAUUAUUUAAUGAUUUAAUGUACAUGUGUUCAAGAUCGUCGGAAGGCAUGUUUUAUAGAUAGAGGCCUGCUCUCUGGUUGCAGGCUGAUAACAUCUGAUGGUGGGACCGAUGUCUGUGUGAUUCUGUCUAUUGGUUUACAUGGCACACAAAAUCCUUUUCAAAUCCCAAAGGCUAAACAACCAAAUUCAGAAGUCUUUUCCUAUUUACUGUGUUAUGAGAUUUGGGUCAUCUGAUUUCUUCUAAUCCAUUAUCUAAUGUUACAACAUUACACAUGUCGAAACUGCCAGAAGCACAAUUGUAUGUGACAAGUGAACAAAAAAAUAGUAGCAAACAACAACGAACAUUUCGAAAAAAGAGCAAGCAAUCAGAUCUUGAAUUCCAUUUGCCACGUACACGCUGUAUUCCGAACGUUCAUGGACAGAGGUUUCAACUCAAAGCAUUUUCUUGAUUAAUAAUUAUUGUUAGUAAUAAAGAGAACUAUGUUUGAAACAUGCCUAUGUAUUUUAAAUGUGAACAAAACACAGCAUCAGUGUGAACUAGUGUACACGUUUUAAUUCAGAACACCACAAAAGGGAAAUAUCUUAUUGAACAAGGAGAGUCAUGAGAGACUUGAUGUAGGUGCCUAAUCUUCAGCUGUCUGAGACAUGAGUCCACUAUGCCAUCUCCAUUUAAAUGGACACAAUAUUAGCUCAACUUAAGUGACAUGGUGUAAAUUAUGGUGGAUGUGGCCAAGAAGGCAAUGAAUCAAUAUUUAAAUGAAUUGCUUUUAAGUAUAAGGAUUGGAUAUUCUUUUUAUGCUUUCAAAAGUAGUAGAGUACACUGCAGAGACAUUUUUGAUGGAAACUAGGAACUGGUGUCCUUAAGUUUUAGUUUUAUACAACAGGAUCUGUUUUUAUUUUGCAUGCAUUAGUACAAAGUUUGGGGGCAAAUGUUACACUAGUGGAAAUGGAAGAACUAUUGGGCAGUUUUGUGGUUGAGAGUUUUUGGUCUGUUCGCUAGAAUUUGGGCAAUUGUCUUUUAAUUGCUGUAACCCAGAAAAAGUGUAAAAUCUGUGACCCUUGCCUUUUAAAUGUUGCUGAAUAUGAAUUUAGUUUUAUUCACCCUAGUUGCAGCUUUAAUACUACUGAAUUUCAUCAUGUUUUUUAGCUAACAUCUAUAGUUUUUAGAUUUUUUUUGUUUGUUAAAAUGGUAGUUUUAUUUUUUGGGCUUAAAUACUUGUGCUACUCCAUUCAGACAUGUUUAUCUUUGCUUUCAUUAAACUUCUCCAACCGACACAGAAAGAGUUAUUAAAACACGCUUCUGUUUUUUGUUUGUUCUUUGUCGAAUUGCACAGUAGUUUUGGUUCAAUGUGAUUUAAUAACAACCAUGUGAGAGCUUUAACAUGUUUAUCAAUAUUGUGUUGUUUUAAAAGCUAUAAUGUAUUAUGUACUCGUCUAUUAUUGAAUUUAAUCAUUUUUGUUAACUAUUUUUGGAUUAUUCAUUCCCCUUAAACACCCAAUUACAACCCCUUUAAACUGUAUGUAAAGGAUAAUCGGAGCAUGCCUGCUCUCUAUUAAAAUCACACCACGGGAAGCAAUAUACUUCUGUGUUUAUA